CAGUCGCAGUUAGCAUUAUUCAGCCAACGGAGCCUCACACACAGGUGUAGCGAGUGCAAGCUUUGGUCUGAACCCCAAAAUAAUAAUCAUCCAACCCAACCAACCAAUCAAUCUACUUCAGUUAAGCCAAUAGACCAAAUAAGGAUUACAUGGAUUACCAAAAUUUGUUAUAAAGUGAACUAUUGCAAUUUUGUGUGUGUACGCGUGUGUGGAAAACAAAGAAAACACAUCUUUCAUUUUAAGCUAUAUCUCACAAAUUCAAUAGCCAAGAAUAAAAAAAGAACCGUUAAAUAAAAUAAUAUAAAAAAGUCGUCAAAGUGCUAAAGUGCCCAAUAAGAAGCUUAAAACCAAAAAACUUGAAUAUUCAAGAGACAAUCAUCAUGUGGAAAUUCAGUGUUUUACUAAUAUGCCUAAGUGGAUAUUGUCUGGCAGGUCCAGUGGGUCUGAAGAAGAACAUACCCAUUGGCCUACAGCAAAGAGCCAAUGAUGCUAACACAGAAAAUAACGUCAUGGCGGCGGAAGCAGAAAGUCCAGCUGACAUGUCGCUGUUGUCUACCUUGACACUGCCCAGCAAUGCCACCUCCAUUAGGGCUGAUAUCACUGACAACUUCUCUUGUGAGAACAAGCCAUAUGGUUAUUAUGCCGAUGUUGAGAAUGAUUGCCAAAUCUUCCAUGUAUGCUUGCCUGUUACUUAUGCCGAUGGUAAGGAGAAUACAUUCCGUUGGAGUUUUAUCUGCCCUGAAGAGACCGUGUUCAGUCAGGACUCAUUCACGUGCAUGCGUCCAGAGGAUAUGGCCAUCUCUUGUGAGGAGUCCCUUAAUUAUUAUGAAUUGAAUCGUAACUUUGGUAUGGUUCAACCAGAAGCUGAAAAGGAAAACAAUGAAGUUGCCGAAGCUGAAACUCAACCCGAAAUCGCUGUCCAACCCGUUGUAAUCAUGCCUGAACCCGUGCAGGCCGUUGAACAACCCAUUAAAACCAACCGUCGUAAACCCGGUCUCUCUUUUGCCGCCCAAAAGAAACCUGCCUAUCCUUUGCGCAAAGUUCCUCAAACCCAACCAGAAAUGACUGCCAUUGCCACCGAGCAACAGGCUUCCGAAAACACUGAAAUUGCUCAGGAAGUACAAGAAGACGAAAUUAAACCAGUUGUGCAAAAAUUCAGCAGACGCCCAGUUCCGGUGAUGUCGAAUUCCUUCAAGGACAAAAUCCAAAAUGCCGGUAAGCCUGAAAACGUCAACUCCUUAAGGGCCGAUCUGUUCAAUCAAAAGCGUAAACGCCCAACAAUGUUUAACAAAAAACCCUUGGAAGAAGCUGCCGAUGAGGUCACGCUAGUUGAGGAUAAAGUAUCCGAACAGAGUUUUUCCCCCUUGGAAUCUGCAGUGCCAGUCACCAAUACUGAAACUCAAGUGGCCGAUGCUGAAAUUGAAGCCUCGCAAACCCAAGAAGUUUUCGUGAAGCCAGAGGAGCCCCAAGUAGAAUCUGAGAAACCUGUACAAGUUUUGGAAGCAUUUGAAGAAAUUCCCGCUGUCAUUGCUGAAGUAGAAGAACCCGCCCAAGUUGAAUCCGAAGCAGUAGCCAACAAUGAGGAUGAAGUUGUUGCUGAAGUUCCAGCUAUUGAACUCACCCAAAAUGAGGAAGAAGUUCAUGCCGAGGCUCCAGAAGAUAUCCAAGUGCAAGCUGAAGAAACCAAAUCAAACCAAGAUGAAAAGACUGAAGAUGAAACACCCGUUGUUCCUGAGCCAGAAGAAGAAGUUAAAACUGCCGACGAAACUGAUAAUGUUGCCCAAACUGAAGAGGAAGAACCUGCCCAAGAAAUCGCUGAAUCAAAUGCCGAAGAAGAAUCAAAAACCACACAAGAUUCUGCAGUUGAUGCUGAAGAACAGAAAUCAGCCGAAGAGCCCCAAAGUGCCGAAGAAACCCAAAGUGCGGAAGAAGUUGUACCCGUUGUGGUAGAAGAAGAAAUUCAAGCUGCUGAAGAUAUAAAACCUGCCCAAGAAAAUAUUAAUGCCGAAGAGGUUCAAACUUCUGAUGAAGUUGCUUCCGCGUCAGCCGAAACACAAGUCGCCGAAGAAGAUGUGCCCGUAGCUGAUAGCAAAGAUGAAGUAAAAUCUGCUGACGAGGAAGUGGCCGUGUCAUCGGAAACAGCUGAGGAAACUGUCGUUAAUGCUGAAGACGCAAAAUCAACUGAAGACGUUCAAACUGUUGAAGGUGAACAAGUAGCUGAUGAAAUCCAAACUGCCGAAGAGCCCCAAGCUGAAGAAGAGCCUCAAGCUGUCGAAGAGCCAAAAGCUGUGGAAGAGAUCCAACCUGCCGAAGAAGAUCAACCUGUCAAAGAAGCUCAAGCUGCCGAAGAAGUUCAAACGUCGGACGAAGUCCAGACUGCCGUUGAAACCCAAAAUUCGGAAGAAACUCAAACUGUCGACGAACUUCCCGUUGUUGCAAAUAUGGAACAAGCUGCCGCUGCAUCCGAAGAAACCCAAACAUCCGAAGAAGUCAAAUCUGUGCCAGAAAAUGUAAUUGUCGAGGAAGAUCAAGAAGCAGACGUAGCUCCCGUUGCUGAGGAGACACAAGCUGUGGAAACGGUUGCCGAAGAUGAAGUAAAAGAAUCUGAACCAACUGUUGUUAAAAGUGAAAAUAAUGAAGAACCACUUGCCAGUGAAGAAAACAGCCCAGCUCUAGAGCAAUCCGAAGUAGUUCCAGAAGAGGAAGUGGCUGAAGAAAUCAAACCAGUGAUCGAAAGUGAAACUCAAGAACUUCAAGCUGAAGCCGAAGAAGUGAAUCCAGUCCAAGAAGAAGAAGAGGCUCAGGACGUUCAUACACCGGAAAUUGUUGCAGAGGAAUCAUCUAUGCCCGAGGACGUAAAAUCCGAGGAAUCCGAAGCAUCACCUUUGAAAGAAAAUGUAAACGAAGAUGCCAAGAGUACCUUACCCGCCCAAGACAAACCCUCAGAACCUGCCAUUUUCGAAGAAAACUCGGAAGAAAUUGCUGCCGCUCCUGUUGCCCAGACUAUCGAGGAAAUGGAAGCUGAGAAACCUGUUGAAGCUCCAGAAUCUAUGCCAGCCACUGACGAAAUGACCGUACAAGAUCCCAUGGUCGAGCAAAUGUUGGAAGAAUCGAAUGCCGAUGAAACCAAGAAGCAAAGCAUUGGCGGUUUCAAACCUGUCGACCCAGCCAUGGCUGCAGAAGCUGAACAACUGAUUGCCGACUUUAUCAACACUUUGAGAAGAAACGACUUUACCAACGAAAAGCCUGGCAUGCCCAUGGGAAUGCCAAUUCCUGCAGCAGACUUUGCACCUGAGCCCGAACAAGUGUCUGAGGAGGAUAUCAAUAAAGUACUAGCAGCUCAGGAAAUCCUAGAACAAGCCGAUAAUGCUGCCGAAGAGAUGAAGAGUGAAGAUCAACCACAAAUUUUUGAGGCACAAUCUGCCAGUGAGGAAGAUAAAAGUGUUGACAACGAAGAGGAAACUAGACCCGAUGUAGAAGAAGAGAAAGAAACUUCGUUUUUGAAGUCCACUGAGGUUCAGGGUAUUAAUGCCGCCGAAGAAGAAGAGAAACCAGUGAUGCUGCCGGUCACAGUUCCUGAAUUGAUUAUGUCGCAUGUUCCCCAACAGAUUCCAGUUGAAAUUGUCGCCUCUCCUGUUGAAGACGAGCCACAACAGCAGGAGGAGCAAGAAAAUGCAAGCGAUAAUGUUGACUCCGAAAUGCCCGCCACAAAUGAAGAGGAACAGAACGAAAAGGAAGAACAAGCAGUGUUUAUGGGCGGUUAUAAGCCUUUGAGCAUUGAUGAUAUUGUUGAAUUGGUCAAGGAGCGUUUAGACCAAAAACCCAAGGAUGACAUGGAAACCCCAAUGCAAUUGGAACAAGUUUUGGGCGAAGCAAAGCCAAACGCUGAAGAACCAAGCGGUGUAGAAGAAUCCGAUUCAGCUGCUGAGCAGCAUGCCAAUGAAUCUCAGCAACAGUCCGAGGAAGAAAUCGUCAUGCCAAUAUAUCAUCGCUCAACUGAACCCCUUAAAGUGGACGCUGCGGUGCAGACCAAUAGCCAUGAGGAAUCAGCAGCUGCCGUUGAGGCUGCCGAGGCUCCCUCAACACAAGAUAAAUCCAAUCGUUCCUUAAGAUCUCGCAGUAUGUUAAACGCCAAAUUGGAUCCCCGCAAACGUCGUUUCCUCUUCAGGUCAGACGAGAGCUAAUUUAGUAAAUUCGCCCCUCAGAAUAGCCUGCCCAAGACUGUUCGCCUUUAAAAGCUGAGCCAUAAACCCCGCCCAAAAUCUUAUUAUUUUAGAUUUUUUUAAUAUUCGCUUUCCAUUUGAUGAUGCUGCCAGCUAUCGUCCUACUCUACAUUACCUUCCUUCCUCCUCUCUAUAUUUUUUAGCUGACAAAAAACAAAACGUUUAGGUUUUAGAAUCACAAACAUUCUCUCGCACGAUAUGUCUUCUAUGGAUGACAGGCAAAUCAGUUUUGUCUUUUGUUCCGCAUUGUGUUUUUUACUUUCCACCUUUUAAACAAAUGACAGGAACACACUUUUUUUGGUGUGCGUUUUCGUUUGUUUUGGAUUUAAAUUAAUUCAAAGUGUAUUUCUAUUCGUUCUAUUCAGAAUGGCAUAAAUUAUUUCGAAAUAUUAUUGAUUUUGUUUUGUUAUUUAUUUUGCGAUUUAAAAAAAUUUUAAUAAUAAUUUUUUAAUUGUAUGUCGAUUUUGUACUUAAAAUAAAAAUACGAAAAAUUA
Molecule: messenger RNA, 4717 nt
Organism: Musca domestica (house fly)
Lineage: Eukaryota; Metazoa; Arthropoda; Insecta; Diptera; Muscidae
Product: fibrous sheath CABYR-binding protein
Exons: 3
Coding region: 381-4184 (1267 amino acids)
Cellular component (GO): extracellular region
Molecular function (GO): chitin binding
Source: RefSeq, a predicted model, not a curated record